Tripterygium wilfordii is the source of this 1691-nucleotide messenger RNA. Its product is annotated as zinc finger CCCH domain-containing protein 38-like. The record is from RefSeq and is a predicted model, not a curated record. The transcript has 4 exons. NCBI's taxonomy places the organism in Eukaryota, Viridiplantae, Streptophyta, Magnoliopsida, Celastrales, Celastraceae. Bases 504 to 1328 code for a protein of 274 amino acids.
CUUAACAAUCCUACUGCAAGUGAUAUUCCAAUUGAAACAGAGAAUCUACAUCUUUCUGCCCAGUUGCCCCCUCCUCAGCUCCAGCUCCCAUUCUCACAGGGCGUGAAUGCUCCUCAUAUGGAACAACCACCAAAGGAUCCUGAAGAUUUUAGACUGAGGAAUCCUCCAGUUUUCAACCUGUCACAUCAACAAUUUGGAGGCCCUGGUCUUUUGGGAGAACAUCCCUUACCACAGCUUCCGGUACAGGGUUUUAGUGCUUCCAGUUUCUUGUCUCAGAGUAACAAUCACCCCCAGCCAACAGCUUUCUCCCAAGAAUUUCCUGCAACCAAUUUUCAUGGUAUUCGUAUGCCUCAGUUAGACCCUUCAACCUCGACUCCUCAUAUUCAUCCUUACUCUCAGCAACAACUGCCACCUCAUGGUUUACGCCCUUCCAUGCAGAUAAUGUGAAUGAGCUGCCUGGCAAAGUCAUUUCUUCAUCAACAUAUCCACCAGAUCAUCUGGACAUGAAUAAGUCAGCCUACCGGCCUGAUUUUGGAUCAAGAACUGCUCACCACAAUCCUUAUGCAUCUACUUUUGAGCAGCCACUUUUCGCCAAAUUCACUUCGAAAAUUUUCGGACAAGAAAAGGAUUCAAUUGAUGGGCAAGGGGUUGGCAGUACUGGGUUGAGACACUAUGCUUCAUCACCAAAGUCUGGUGGAGAUGUUGGACAGAACUUCUCCAGGUCUGGAGGUGACCGGAAUGAUCCUCAUUCUGACAGCAUUGAGCCGUCUUCAAACUCAUUUAAUAAAUCAGGUUAUGUUCACAAGCGGGAACCCACCGUUGACCGUGACAUUGUGUUGAGGCUCAUUGAUCCCAACAAGCCAUUGGAUGUGGAAGAAAACAACCAGAAAGAAGCUAGUGCUGUUGUUUUUGCAACAUCUUUUGAUAAUGAGGAGUUUGGAGAGACUGCAGAUGCCGAGGUAGGUGCUGUUGAAAAUGCAAGCCCAAGUGACCUGGUAGGGAACAUGACAGCAGGUGAUGUUGAAAUUGAUCAGUUUAAGUCCCCAGGGAAGAGCAAGAAGAGCAAAGGUUCAAGGUCAAUGAGGCUUUUUAAAGUCGCUAUUGCAGAUUUUGUGAAGGACGUUCUAAAGCCAUCAUGGCGACAGGGUAAUAUGAGCAAGGAAGCAUUUAAGACGAUUGUCAAGAAGACUGUUGAUAAGGUGUCGGGGGCUAUGAAGAGCCACCAGAUACCCAAAUCUCAGGCGAGGAUAAAUCAAUACAUUGACUCGUCGCAGUUAAAGCUAACAAAGCUUGUGAUGGGCUAUGUUGAUAAGUAUGUUAAAGCGUAAAAGUCGACCGUUGACAUCAGUUGAUAAGCUGCUCUUUGAUGACAGAAGAUUUUAUUAAAUCUACCAAUAAGGAAAGCCGCGAAAUUUUCAGCUGGCGUAACUAGAAUGUUGAUUUUCUGUCAAGUCCAUACCUUCUUGCUAAAAGGGUGCAUAGGAAGUUGAAUUUUUUUGUGAGACCGUUAAUUUUGGCAAAAUUCCAAGGGAGCUCGGAAACAUGUAUGUAACUUAUUUCUUUACAUGUGAAUGUUGAAUGUCUACUUUUCGUCCUCUGUAAUGAGUGUCAGAUGUGUAUAUUUAUGUAUUGAUUUCAGCUUGCUGCAUAACUAUUCUAUAUAAUGGCUUGUUUGGAUGUUUUUACGGGAA